AUGAGACUGAAAUUAAAGUUUCUAAACUAUACUAUGAUCAAUUUCUUGUCGAAGUGGAUGAGCAAUACUUUGUUGCUAAAACUGUAAAUACACUCUUUAUUUUUUACUACUGCGGAUAAACAAACGCAUUAUUUUGGUUCAGAUAAUCGGGGACUUUCCCGGGGUUACAUGGAAACUCUUUGCAAGCUCAAAUCCCUAGAAAGAUUAGCUUUGUAUGGUGAGGUUGAGUGUUUGCCUGAGCAAGUAGGUGGUCUGGUUCAGCUCCUACAAGAGCCUUAAGUAACCUUCAAAAGGUAAAAAAAGUCUUGACAUAAGGUGGAAUAGAUUUAAAGAUCUACGUGAACUACCGAUAAAAUUUCUGAAUCUUCAACAGUUAAGGCGUCUAAUUUUCUGGUAGAAAAUUUCUAGCUUUGGAAAUAACUUGCAGCAGGCUUGUGGUGGGUUCUUCAGGAAAUGUCUUGUACUUUAUAUUUUUGUCAGUGUUAGACAACUUGAUAGAAAUUAGAGAGCAGUUGUUAAGACAACAUUUACUAAAGAGUAAUUAUGACAAUGAUAGGAGUGGAGAACAAGCUAAUUGGCUUUAGUUUCCAUGAAAUUUCCACAAGAGAAUAGUCAAGAUUGGUCGGUUGGUGGGUGAUAAUUACGGGACUACAUGGAUUGACUUACAGAUCAAGAGUAAAAAAGCUAGUGCUUACUACAGCACAGCCAGUAACAUAUUAGAAAACACUUCAUUCAGAUUUGGUUGAUCUGAUUAUCACCAAGUAACCAUGUCUCUCUUCUUCUUCAGUCGUAAAUCUGAUAAUCGAAGCGAGUACUAUUUCGCCCAGAUUCCAACAACAAAUUCUUCUCAUUUCAACCAGAACAAAGGUGAGAGUUCUUCUACUUCAUCUGUUUUUGUGUCAAAUUAUGAAAAGCUUCCUGAUCUUGUUAAGGCAUGCUUAAAUUAUUGUUCCAUCAUCACUUUUAGAUAUCCUGUAGACAAAGCAAAAAUAGUUAGGCUUGUGUUGGCUGCAUCUAUAUUGCUAGAAAAUCCAGGGGAAAUCAUGGAGGAUAUUAUAGAAAAGAUUAUUGAGGAUCUAAUCGGCUUGAAAAUGCUUCUGGUGGAAGAUGUAUAUCAUGAGGCGAAUGAAGUAAAAGUUUCUGAAUUAUAUUAUCAAAUGUUUCUUGUUGAACUGAAUGAACAAGAAUUCGUUAAUAAAGCUGCAAAUUUACCUGUACAUGCUGUCAUAGAAGACGAUGGGAAGGACAAUCCUCCGGAUUUCAAACACCUUCAAAUUCAGUCUUUGUUUCUAAUUACAGCUGAUCGACGUGGUUCUUCUAAUGGUUCUUUACAAGGACUUUCUUGUAGCUAUAUGGAAGCCAUCUGCAGUAUGGAACAUCUUUGGGUGCUAGAUUUGGACGGCAAGAUAGAAUGUUUGCCUGAUCGAGUCGGUGACGUGGUUCAUCUGAAGUAUUUAGGCUUGUUUUGUUCUGAUCUUGAUAAUCUUCCAAGAACUUUAGGUAAUCUUCAAGAAUUACAAACUUUCGACAUGAGGUCUAGCUGUUUUGAGCAUAUACUACCAAUAGAGAUGCUGAAUCUUCAACAUUUAAGGCACAUCUUAGUGUCCCAUAGCACUAAAAAUGGUGAAAUUAAGGUUCCAAAGGGAUUUGGAAGACUUUUUAAUCUUCAAACAUGCGAGGGUGUUUAUGCUGGAGGUGGCGCUGCAGCCACUGAAUUGUGUACUUUAACCCAACUAAAAAAGCUCGGUGUUAAUCGUGUCUCGGACGAUCAUUCGAGCGAACUUGUUGCAGCGAUGAUGAAGAUGACAAAACUCAUCUCGUUGAGCUUAGAUGCAGAGUAUGAAGACGAUUACACACUUCUUCCUGAAAUGGAAGAAUUCGCUCCUCCGCCUUUUAUUCGGGAGCUGCAUUUAAGUGGUGGAUUAGUUGAAAUUCCUAACUGGAUUGCCUCCAUGGAAAACCUGACGACAUUAAGUUUAUUAGAGUCAAGGCUAUUGGAGAAUCCAAAUUCAGUACUUGAGCGUCUUCCGAACUUAAAACACUUCACUCUAUGGCGUGCUUACGAGGUUAAGUACAUCGGCAAAGAAUUUUGCAAAGUGGGUGGUUUUCCAAAGCUAGAAACUCUCACCAUUGCAUCAGACACUCUAGUGGAAUGGUCUGAGGUUGUGGAAGGAGCUUUUCCAAGUUUACGGCAUCUUUGCUUCCGUAAUUGUAUGAAGCUCAAGUUUCUCCCGGAAGGACUAGACAACAUUUCUACACUUCAAGUAUUAACAUUAUUGCCUGCAUACAACGACAUUAUUCGGCGAUUGAAAGGUGAGGAGUUCUAUAAGAUUCAGAACAUUUCAACAUUAAAAUUUCUUGAAUUAAGUCCCUGACUGCGUUGAAUGGAAACUUCCUCGAGGCUUGAAUUUUUGAUAUUUCAUUUUCAAUUUCAAAAACGCUUCUAAAACUUCAAAAUGUAAAACAUAUUGAUUUGCUGUUUUUGAUUUUGGUGUUUUUCAUUUCGAUAUUUAUGUCUCUGCUGCAUAGAUCCAAACAAGUUAGAACUUCA
This is a messenger RNA of Mercurialis annua (annual mercury), 2551 nucleotides long. RefSeq names its product putative disease resistance protein At1g58400. The coding region runs from base 768 to 2375 and encodes 535 amino acids. Lineage: Eukaryota; Viridiplantae; Streptophyta; Magnoliopsida; Malpighiales; Euphorbiaceae. The record is from RefSeq and is a predicted model, not a curated record. The transcript has a single exon.